Corticium candelabrum is the source of this 1872-nucleotide messenger RNA. RefSeq names its product signal recognition particle subunit SRP68-like. The record is from RefSeq and is a predicted model, not a curated record. Gene Ontology annotation, cellular component: signal recognition particle, endoplasmic reticulum targeting. Gene Ontology annotation, biological process: SRP-dependent cotranslational protein targeting to membrane. Bases 24 to 1808 code for a protein of 594 amino acids. Lineage: Eukaryota; Metazoa; Porifera; Homoscleromorpha; Homosclerophorida; Plakinidae. Gene Ontology annotation, molecular function: 7S RNA binding; signal recognition particle binding; endoplasmic reticulum signal sequence receptor activity. The transcript is spliced from 12 exons.
GUAGGCGUGGUUUAGCUCGAGCAAUGGCGGAGGAAGCAGAAAAGCCGAACGACGAGCAGAAAGACAAGGCAGAGAUCAAACAGAGUGACAAAGUUCUAUACAGCUUAGAGAUUCUGUCGUCUAUCAAGGAGUCUCAGUCACAGCAUGGCUUGAGGCAUGGCGAUUACCAACGAUACAGACAGUACUGUGCGAGACGAUUGAGAAGAAUUCGAAAGUCGUUACGAUUCGUGCACGCUUCGAAACACAGAUUUCAUCAGAGAAAGUUGACUGUUGAUGUCAUCACUGACUCCAAGUUUCUGUUGCUUCCAUUGGUCAAUGCUGAACGAGCAUGGGCAUAUGCAAUGCAGCUGCGCCAUCUUGCAAACACUGAGCCACGUAAACGUUUUCAUCUCAUUAAACGGCUCAAGAAGGCUGCAUUGCAUGCUGCAGCUCUUGCUGAGCUUUGCCAACAUGAUAUAUGUGAUGUUAGGACGAAACUGGAAGCACAGGCGUAUAGUGCGUGGAUGACUGGAAAUUUGAAGUUUGAGUUGCAAGAAUGGCAAGAGGCAUUGGAUGUCUUCAGUGAAGCAAAGACAAUAUACGAGAAGCUGGCAAGUGCACUACCUGACGAAGUCAAGACUCUCUAUCUCCAACGUGCUGACGAAAUCACACCAAACGUCCGUUACUGUGCCUACAAUCUUGGUGAUGGAAGCACAGACAUAGAAGAUCUAGUAAAACUGCGAGUUCAUGCAGGAGACCAAGAUCUUCUUGUUGGCAAACUUGAUGAGGUGCUUGCUCAGAGUCGUGAGCAGCAGGCUGAGAUGAUGAAGGAGAUCACUUGGCGUGGUCAAACAAUUCCAGUGAAGAAUGAGAAAGUUCGAGUGUUUAUUCUGCAGUCACAGGAGAGCAGUCGUGAGAUCGAACGAGCUGAGAGCUUUGAACAGAAAAUGGAACUGUUUGACUCUCUUUUGAUGGCUUGCAAAGAUGUCCAGCAGAUAAUCAAGGACGAGCUGAAAACUGACGGAGACAAAGCGAAACGAUCCCACAAGAGUGAAGCUCAAGUUGCCAACAUGGAGUUCCUCUUAUCAUACAUCUCAUUUAUUCGACUCUCGAAAACAAUCGAUCGAAACCAGCUGAUGGCCGAAUCAUUCAAGACUGAACUCGACACUGAAGACACUAAGAAAGAACUUGAAAAAGGGAGACGAAAGGCAACGAAACCAGAUGAUUUGAUUCGUCUAUACGACAUCCUCCUUCAGAAUGUCAGUGAUCUCCUUGAGAUCCAAGGACUAGCGGACGACGUUGAAUUGUCACAACAACUGGGAACACAAUCCCUCGCUUUUAGGGCCCACAGAUGCUUUUAUAUAGCCGAGAUGUAUCGGAUUGCAAAGAAAUGGGGUGAGGCUACUGGUUUAUAUGAUCGCUGUGUGACUAGAGCUACAGGUGCUCUCGAUCAGUACAAGUUGUUAUCAGAGCCGAAUGUGAAGGAGGUGACGUCACUGCAGGAUCUGUUGGUCAAGGCAAGAGGGAGGAAGUGUACAACCCACGCGUCAUCGAUUUUAGAGAUGCAGGAGAUAGAGCAGAAGAUGGAGGGAGCAAAGCUUGAAGAGGCGAAGCCCUUGCUAAGUCGUCUCAACACAUACUCUGAAGAUCCGAAUCCACUUCUCGUAUCAUUUCCUCCUGAUUUCGAGCCAGUGCCAUGCAAACCUCUAUUCUUCGAUCUUGCAGUUAAUCACAUACAGUUUCCAAGCCUCAAGGAUCACGUCGAGAAAAAGAAGGCGGGUGGCAUAACUGGCUUCGUCAACAGACUCAUCUGGGGAAGUUCCAAGUAGACAAGACGACUUGGGUUUUCUUUUACAGUGAGAUUAUUAAUCAAAUAUAUGUCUAGUGAUAUAA